CAAGAAGGUGGCAUGAAAGGACCUCUGUUGACUUUUCAGCCAGACCAAUUCACAUCCUUCAUUCAUUAUGUCAGCCUUAUCUGGACCAGCUGAAACUCCAAUAGCACUCCUCUUCUGCUGCACUUGCUGAGAGUUGUUUGGCAGAGAGAUGGCAGGAGGAGGAGGAGGAGUGGCACAGGUAUACUGGAUAUUCUCACUGGGCGUGAAGAGGGAGGAGAUGAGGGAGAGAAGCCUUAAGGACAGCAUGGCAACACAACCAUAUAAAGAGGCACUCCCUGCAACGGCCUCAGUUCAGCUCUCCUCCCGACAGCAGCAGCAGCAGAAGCACCUUGCAGUAGUCAUGCUCAGCCUCUUCAAAUUACCACGAGUCUUCACUAUCAAUCAAGUUCCCAAAGUUUUCCAUGAGGACGGCAUCAUCUCCGGCUACCGACACCCCCGCAGCUCAGCCACCGACUGCAUCCUCAGCCUCUUCCAGCUGACCAAUGAGACGCUCAACAUCUGGACACACUUUGUUCCUACCUGGUACUUCCUAUGGAAACUAGUAACGGUGGUGCUAGUAACGAGAGCAUGGCAGGACUCCUACACCUGGCCUCUGGUGAUCUUUCUGCUCUCCUGUUGCAUUUAUCCACUGGCAUCGAGUUGUGCUCACACCUUCAGCACCAUGUCAGCACGGGCACGCCACAUCUGCUUCUUCUUCGACUAUGGUGCCCUCAGUUUCUACAGCCUGGGAUCAGCAAUCAUCUAUUCAGCUUAUGUAUUCCCGGACAAGUGGGUGAACAGCUUCUUCCACCAGUGCUACAUCCCCAUCGCUGUGCUCAACACUGUCUUCUGCACCAGCGUGGCCUGCUACUCCAGGCUUGGCUUACCAUUUCUGCAAUAUAAUCAUGACAUCAUAAAGAGAUUCCCUGAGUUCCAGAGUCCAAAGUUCAGCAAAUAUAUCCGUGUUGUUGCCUUUGCCUUCCCCUACCUGUUUGACAACAUUCCUCUUUUCUACAGGGUGUUUCUGUGUGUAGGGGAGGGCUGCACAGACGAUGAUACUAACAUCCUCCAUUACAACCACAUCGCCUUGGCUUUCCUCACAGGCUUUCUGUUUGCCACACAUUUACCUGAGUGCCUGGCACCAGGCAGCUUCGACUACAUAGGUCACAGCCAUCAACUCUUCCAUGUGUGCGGCAUCCUCGGGACCCACUUCCAGAUGAAGGCCAUUGAACAGGACAUGGUGACACGGCGCCCCUGGCUCCUUGAACACUCCAUACCCAUCACUUUUGCGAACUCAGUGGGUGCAGGGCUCUUUUGUGUGGUGGUGAAUUUGAUUAUCAUCAUCCUCUAUAGUCUACCUCUUGUUCACGCCCCAGUCUGCAAGGAGAAGGAACAUGUUAACAGCCCAAAGAAAGCCUCAUCCAAGGUGUGCUCCUGCUUCUAAAUCUCUGGCUUCAUAAGUCACGGGACAUACAGUGCAGACAUGGGAAAAGAGUGUAUCAUGGGGGAUUCAUAAAGAACACUCCUGAGCUAUGAGGUGCUGACAUAAUAACUUGCAGUUUGCACUAAACUCAUGGUAGUAUUUCAUUUUCAGACAUCACUGUGAUGACUGAUGUUAUUUGCGUGGGUAAACUGAAAAUGAGGGCAUAAGUUGCACAAACAGACAAUGCAAAUUUAACAAAAUGUUUCUUACCAUAAAAUGUGUUUUUGAGAAAAGCAACAAAUGUAGCUGCUGAGCUACAUUAUGAGACAGUGAUUUAUAUGAUUAGAAAACUAUAUUUGCUCAAUUCUCUGAUUUAAACACAGGUAGUUUGUGACAAGACUGUUAGCUUCAGGGAAUUGAAUGUAAAAUUCAAAGUGCUAAUUUAAUUUUCUGCAGUGCUGCAUUUAGACACUGGUACCUCCUUCAUUUGUACAUAUUUAUGGUGCUUGGGCUUGAACACAACCUUUUGGAUUGCACUGGUCAGUAAGAGCAAUGUGACACAUCAUUAACAUAAACAGAACGAAAGAGACAGUUAUGACAAGGGAAGGAUGUUUGCUCUUUGAGCUGCCUGCAAAGUAGCAACCUGAUAAACUAAAAGUUUUGUUACCGUUAAUGUGAGAUAUGUAAUACAGAGUAAAUGAGUUGUUUAUUUCCCUCAAAUGCUGUUUCUGUCACUGUAAACUUCUAUGACAUGUCACAUUGUUUCUUUGUCACAAAAAGUAUUUUUGUACAAUGUUAUUUAUUAUGAUUUUUCAAAUAAACUAUUAACCAAA
Messenger RNA from Micropterus salmoides (largemouth bass), 2235 nucleotides. It is a transcript of the gene paqr5b, whose product is annotated as progestin and adipoQ receptor family member Vb. Lineage: Eukaryota; Metazoa; Chordata; Actinopteri; Centrarchiformes; Centrarchidae. Bases 149 to 1423 code for a protein of 424 amino acids. Gene Ontology annotation, molecular function: signaling receptor activity. The transcript has 9 exons. Gene Ontology annotation, cellular component: membrane. The record is from RefSeq and is a predicted model, not a curated record.